CUCAUAUGGCUCGAACUGGCUCGUGUGUGGUUCCACUGAACCGCCGCCACCGCACUCCACACACAUACACGCGACGGCUGGCUGACUGACUGACACUCCGUACAAAAUGGCUGCACUGUCAUGAGGAUUUUCAGAUGUCAUCGGGCUUUAGCUAUUGAAUAAAAUAUACGCGACGGAUUUAAAAUUUCCGAAAGGACCAAACAAUUAAGCGUUAGCAUAAAAACUGUGAGAUAAACUAAGAAAAGUUGUGAUUUUUUAGCUUAAAUCGUAAGAAAUUUGUGCGAAAGGUCGAGCGCAGAAAACGGAGACGUGAGAAAAAAUUUUCUAUGCGAGUUCGCCAAGUUCCCGACGUCGGGAAAUAGAAGAGAAGCUGCUAUUUUCUACAAUAAGAAAGCCUUGCUGAACGUGAUGCGCACUGGGAUUACCAGAGAACGAAUUUGUUGCUGAAACUCUUGACUGCAUGCAAACGGAACAAAAAUUUAAAAAUAGUGCGAUUAUUGUAAAAGAAUAUAACUUAAAGAGCCUUAUAAAAGUGUAAACGCCUUUUUGAAAGUUUUUUUUACUACCAAUAACACGUUCGAUGUUGAAUUAAAAAAAGAAAAUUGUAAGAAGGGGAGAGAUUGGAAGAUUCUCUGCCGCAUAUCAAAACGGAGAACAGCUAAAAGGACCUAGCGGAGAAAGAAGCAGGCAUUGCUGAAGGAUUUUAUAUAGAAAGUGCUUUUAUUAUUCGAAUAAGUUUAGAGAAAGGAAGCGGAAUAAGGCAAAAAAAGAUAUUGAAGAAACUGUAAAUAUCUAUUUCUAUCGAAUAACGUUUGAUUAUAAUCAAAACAAAAUAGAACAAAAAGGCAUAGUCUAAUAAUUCUAUGUUUUGCGGUAACGGUAGUAGUGCUGGAAUGGCUACACUGUUACAGCAAAAAACUAGUAACUGUAUGAAAACAUUAUCAAAUGGCGGCGUAGUUGGUAGUGGAGCGACCGGUGGCAGUAGCAAUAAUCUAAACAGUACAUCAUCUGCUGCCACAACCAUACAACAAACAAGACUUAUUCUGCCACACGAAAUGGUCAAUUUACCUGUAACAGGUAAUCUAGUAGCCCCAUCGACUGGUCUAUGUUCAGUUUCGUCAACGAAUUACGUCAAUGUAACCUCAUCGUCAGGUGGAGCCUUCGUUGUCGCACAGCAACAUAGUCAGCAAAUAAUUCAGCAACAAUCAUUACAACACGAGUCUAACAACAGUCACGUUCAAUUCAGUAAUCAAGUCAAUCCUCUAUCGCAAUUCAACAGAUUCUUUACACAGAACAAUUUCCAAGAUGGAAGCAUCGGAUACAUGCCGGUGACUACAGCGUCAGUCAUUAAUAGUAUCAAAAAUGCACCUAGCACAAGCUCUCAUAUUCUCAUUACAAAUUCCGCCAGUAAUAUGGUAACGGCUGCAUCAACGUUAGUCGCAGGAACAGCCCCCCUCACUGUUGCAACGCUAGCACAUCAUAAUCAAAAUCACUCCUCGCAGUACGAACAAACAACCCCUAACACACAAAAUCGAGAUAUCACAGUUACAUCAUCGUUAGCCUCCAAGUCGCAGCUGACGACAGUGUCACAAUAUGAAAACUCCGCAUCUGAUCAGUCACAUUGCCUAGAUAGUAGCGCUAGAAACGUAAACUCCGCCGAAAAUCAUGAAAUUGUUGAUAAUGGCGACGACUACACAAAUUCUGCUGCAUCAGAUUGCAAUCGUGAUAUUAAGAAGGAUCAUUCAAACCUUGCCAACGGUGAUAUUCAAGCUGAGAAUGCUGAAGCAGCAGCGGAUCAAGAUGCGGAUCCUGAAAUUGAUAUAGUUAUAAAUAAUGUAGUAUGUUCGUUUAGUGUUAGAUGUCAUUUAAAUCUACGAGAGAUUGCAUUAAACGGUUUCAAUGUUGAAUUUCGACGUGAGAACGGAAUGGUCACAAUGAAAUUACGUCGGCCAUAUACGACGGCUUCUAUAUGGUCGUCUGGAAGAAUUACAUGUACUGGUGCUACAUCUGAAGAUCAAGCGAAAAUUGCAGCACGUCGGUACGCUCGUUGCCUUCAAAAACUAGGAUUUAAUGUAAGAUUUCAUAAUUUUCGGGUAGUAAACGUUCUUGGAACAUGUAGUAUGCCAUGGGCAAUAAAAAUAGUGAAUUUUUCGGAGAGAUACAAAAAGGAAGCCAGUUAUGAGCCUGAAUUGCACCCGGGCGUUACAUACAAACUGAAAUAUCCCAAAGCAACUUUGAAGAUCUUCUCGACUGGAAGUAUAACAGUUACCGCUGGCAGUGUGGCGCAUGUUCAGGCGGCGAUAGAGCAUAUUUUCCCACUAGUCUACGAGUUUCGAAAGAAGCGUACAUUGGAGGAUAUGGAAUUGUUACGUUCAAAGCAGAACUUACGCGAGGAAGAAGCGGAAGUGGAAGAAGAAGUACAUUCCCCUAGUCCAAAGAGGAAAAGACCUUUUGGAUACGCCGAAAACGAUCCAAAUGAAGAUAUUAUGUAUGUUUCUGAUGUGGAAGACUGCGAAAUAGAAGGGGGCUUAUAAGAUAAUGAGGAGUUAUACAAUUAUAUCGUAUGCAAAAGCAAGAAUAACACAAAACCUAAACAAAUUUUAUUGUAUUGAAAUUGAAACCAAAAUAUUCAGUUCUUAUGAGCUAUAGGUAAAAGCUAAAACAUUUAACAUAUUACUGUGAAAGGGCAGUGAGAAGAUGCAUCCGAUUUCUCAUAGGCGUAUCUUUGCAACAACUGUACUCGACCAACACCUAGGAACGGAGAGAAUUAUACCCGAUUUUCUCCCAACAACAUACAAUGCAAGUAUACAUUUUAAAUUAUUUAUGAGCUAAGUGUGCGAGAAUCCAAACGAAACAUGAUAUUUUCUUUAGUAAGGAUGUUAACAAAUAUUUAUGAUCAAACUAAUUUUUAUUGUAAUUAUCACAUCAUUUAUUUUUGCUUUCUGUGAAAUAUCGUAUCGAUACUGUUCUACCGUUUAUAUAUAAUAUUUUUUAAUUUUAAAAUUACUUUAGUCGAACACUAUUUAAAGAAAGUUAUUAAAUUAUGCGAUGAACUAGAAAUAGUGGUUGAAUGUUCGAGAAGAGUCGCUUCCAUGAAGUAUGACCACGAACACUACCUGUGCUGAUGAUAAUAGCAAUAGUGGACACAAUAAUUGAAAUUUGCAAUUCGAAUACGUCUUCUUUUUUGUUAACAAUAUAUUCAUAGAGGAACAAAACAUGUAGCUUUUAAUUGUUGAUUAAAAUUGUUUAUUGUAACGGGUGCGUUUUGAAUCCAAAGAAUUUAUGUAAAGUAUCGAAAUCUUAUAUAAAACUGAGGAAAGAAUAUUAAGAGAACUUAUUAUACAUUAAGUAAAUUAUAUACGAAAGGUAAUAAUAGCAUUAUAAAAGUCUGCUGUCAUAUUCUAAACUUCUACGGAUAAUGUUUCUGUUACGACUGAUCAUGUAUGUGCAUUGCUGAUAUACAUAAACGAAUUAUUACUGACAACAAAACAUUACUAUCCAAGAAGCUUUUAUUAUAUAAGAAUCAUUAAAAAUAUUGUCAUAUUGUUCCUAUGCGUUGCUUUGAAAACAAGCAAGUCGUUGUUCUGUUUGAAAAACAAUGAAAUGAGAAGGAAAAGCUGACGAACAAACAACGAAAACGAAAAAAAGAAUUCAGUUAAUAAAUGCAAUGUGUUCAAAUUUGAUAAUAAGUAAAAUGCAAUUAAAAUUGUUAUCAGUACCUCA
Molecule: messenger RNA, 3723 nt
Organism: Hermetia illucens (black soldier fly)
Lineage: Eukaryota; Metazoa; Arthropoda; Insecta; Diptera; Stratiomyidae
Gene: Trf2
Exons: 4
Coding region: 864-2534 (556 amino acids)
Biological process (GO): DNA-templated transcription initiation
Molecular function (GO): DNA binding; general transcription initiation factor activity
Source: RefSeq, a predicted model, not a curated record